Molecule: messenger RNA, 1806 nt
Organism: Lutzomyia longipalpis
Lineage: Eukaryota; Metazoa; Arthropoda; Insecta; Diptera; Psychodidae
Product: juvenile hormone esterase-like
Exons: 4
Coding region: 34-1761 (575 amino acids)
Source: RefSeq, a predicted model, not a curated record
UGUUGGACCACAGAAGGAGAAAGAUUCAGCAAAAUGUUUAAGUUUCUUUUGACUUUAUUCUUUUUCUUGAAGUGUGUUAAUUACUUGACUUGUGCAGAAAGUAGUAAUGAAUCUGUAACAAUUGAAAAAUUAGUGAAUUCUGAACUAGAAGUUUGUGCAAAAGCUGGAUGUGUUCGUGGAAAAUUUGAAAGUGGACGUAUUAAGCCCUAUGAAGCUUUCUAUGGGAUUCCUUAUGCUGAACCUCCUAUUGGAAAGCUCAGAUUUGAGAAUCCUCUUCCCUACAAAGGGUGGCAAGGAUACUGGGAUGCUACCUACCCAAGGAAUGCCUGUAUACAAAAGAAUGUUUUGCUGAGCACAAAACCAAUCCUUGGAUCUGAAGACUGCCUAUAUCUCAAUGUCUAUCGACCUAUCAAUUGGCAGCAGAAGAAGAAGUUCUCAGUUAUGGUUUGGAUUCAUGGAGGAGAAUUAUUAUCAUUCUCAUCAAGCCCUGACCAAUUUGGGCCAGAAUAUUUAAUGGACAAUGGGGAAGUUAUCCUCGUAACUUUGAACUACAGACUUGGCUUUUUUGGCUUUCUCUGCUCAGGAGAUGCAGCUGUAAAAGGAAAUUUCGGACUAAAGGAUCAACAGUUGGCCCUUAAGUGGGUAGCAGCUAACAUUGAAUACUUUGGUGGGGAUUCUCAAUCGGUAACACUUGUAGGAAAUUCCGCAGGGGCUGCUACAGUUCACUUACAAAUGAUGAAUCCUGUUUCUCAGAAUCUCUUUCAACGCGUUGUAUUGAUGAGUGGUUCAGCCGUCAGUCCAUUGGUAUACAUUCACGACAAUGCUAGAUCGAAAUUUUGUCUAGCUGCUAAGUACAGUGGGUUAAAGGAUUGGAAUACAUCGACUACCUUCCAAUUAGCUUACCAAUUAAAGCAAUUAGACGCAUUAGUUCUCGUUGAAGCUGUGAACAAACUCUUUGCUUUCUUUGCAACACCUCCUGUACCUUUGAGACCUUGCAUAGAAGGAGACUGGGAAGGAGCUUUCCUGCAAGAGGAUCCAAGGACGAUCUGGGCAGAAGGAAGAUUUGUGCAAAAACCCAUUUUGAUUGGCAGAACAAGCAAUAAAGGCGUUCUUGCGGCAGCUAUUGCAAUUAAUGAAACUUUGCUAGGAAUAUUCAAUGAAAAUAUUGACGAAUUUCUGCCAAUUCAAUUGGACUUUCAUCCUAGAUAUGUAACGAAAGUUAUGGACUACUAUUUAAAUGGAAAAGACUACAUUGAUGAGUCUAACGUUAAAUUUUACUACAAAAUGUAUGGAGAUCGGAUCUACACCUACCCCUUGAUAAAUUUGGUUAAGCAAUACUUGAAAUACGCCAACGUUGAAGAAAAUCCAGUUUACAUUUACGAAUUUGACUUUGAGAGCUCAUAUUCCUUCUUCAAAUUCAUAACCGGAAAGAAUAUUUACUUAGGGGUAGGUCACAUAGAUGAUCUAUUCUAUCUCUUUACAAUGUCUUCACUGUUCCCGCCAAUUAAACCAGAUUCUCCGGAAGGUAAAAUGGUGGAUAUAUUUGUUAGAACAAUUGUUAACUUCGUCACAAGGGGUGAAGUCAAAUCUUGGAGGAAAUUUACACCCUGCACGCCCUCAACAUCAACCCCUUUCUGUGAUCGUCAGAUAUUCCGGAGAUAUGAAAAACUCGAUCUUAAUGAGGUAAUUGUUUCAGUUUCCAAUGAAAUUGACGUGAAAAUGGUUAAAUUUUGGACUGAAAUUGACAAUCGAGAGAAUUAAGAAAAUUGUAACCAAACAUUUAAAAUAAAGAAUAUAUAACAAAAA